Molecule: messenger RNA, 3936 nt
Organism: Oncorhynchus tshawytscha (Chinook salmon)
Lineage: Eukaryota; Metazoa; Chordata; Actinopteri; Salmoniformes; Salmonidae
Gene: brinp1
Product: bone morphogenetic protein/retinoic acid inducible neural-specific 1
Exons: 8
Coding region: 551-2836 (761 amino acids)
Biological process (GO): negative regulation of mitotic cell cycle; positive regulation of neuron differentiation
Source: RefSeq, a predicted model, not a curated record
CUCCCCGUUGGACUCAUGUGUUCCAGUCCCACCCCUUACUGUCUGGCAUUACCGUCCUCUACAAUACAAAACGGUAUUCUCAGUACCUCCCCCUAGUUUCGCUUGCUUUUGCACUCGCUCAGUCUGUGCAUCUCUGACUACCUUCAUUGACAUCCACCCUACCACCUCUCCACCUGCGUACAGCUUUCACGGAUCCGACCUAGCCAGACCCUCGCUAGAACACAUCGGGAUAUUUCUUCCGAUCCGUUGAGCUCCCCCAUUUCCCCUCAGGUCGAUUUGGUCACUGUGUUUCUCCGUGUAUCAAUGUAUACGACCUCGCCGAGCCGAAGGAUUUCUCUCUCUUGAGCAUGAGAAGGAACACCAUCUCAUCCGCAAUCCAACAUCUAAGAUUGAGCUACCAGCAUGCACACUGGAUACAUAUGCUCCAGCAGAAGUUUUCGGCCAGAAAACUAAAGCACAUUGGACCACAGAUUCCGAACAAGUGGGUAAAUCAGUUUUAGGUCUUCACAGAAUGGAGCGAGAAUGAACAGAGAGCGGCUGAAAGAAAAGCAUGAACUGGAGGUUUAUUGAGGUCAUCUGCUUCCUGUUUAUAUGGGACCAUAUAACAGUUCAGUCUUCCCGCCAGGACCCGUCCGCCGCCGAGCAACAUGUUACCAAGCAGUUUGAUUGGCUCAUCUCCGACCGCGGACCUUUCCACCACUCUCGGAGUUACCUCUCCUUUGUGGAAAGAUUCCGCCAAGGAUUUACAACCAGAUAUAAAAUUUAUAGGGAGUUUGCGCGUUGGAAGGUGAGGAACACAGCCAUCGAGAGGAGGGACCUGAUCCGGAACCCCGUGCCACUUAUGCCGGACUUCCAGCGCAGUGUCCGGUUGCUAGGGCGACGACCCUCCACUCAGCAGUUCAUUGACACCAUCAUCAAGAAGUAUGGAACCCACAUCCUCAUAUCAGCCACCUUGGGAGGCGAGGAGGCGUUGACCAUGUACAUGGCCAAGAACAAGCUGGACAGAAAGCUGGUCAACGCCACUCAGAAUGUGGAGGCCCUGCACCAGCUGGCAUCCUCAUACUUCAUCGACCGAGAUGGCACCAUGCGGAAACUCCAUGAGAUCCAGAUCUCCACCAAUGCCAUCAAGGUGACAGAGACUCGCACGGGCCCGCUGGGAUGCAGCAGCUAUGAUAAUCUGGACUCAGUGAGCUCCGUCCUCCUGCAGAGCCCAGAGAGCAAGCUCCAUCUGCAAGGUCUCCAGGUCAUCUUUCCAGAGUACCUCCAGGAGAAGUUUGUCCAGUCAGCUCUGAGCUACAUCAUGUGUAACGGGGAGGGGGAGUACGUCUGCCGGAACAGCCAGUGUAUCUGCAUGUGUUCUGACGAGUACCCACAAUGCAACUGUCCCAUCACCGACAUCCAGAUCAUGGAGAACACCCUGCUGGGACAGGCGGAGUCAUGGGCAACCUCCUACAAGGACUUUGAGAACUCAGACGAGUUUAAGUCGUUCCUGAAGAGGCUGCCCUCCACCCACUUCCUGCCGGUUAGCAGUGUCCACCUCCUCUGGGGCAGUGACUGGGACCUGCAGGCCCGCUACCGCCUGCUCCAGAGCUCCCUGGAGACCCAGAGGCUCAAGAUCCAGCGCACUGCCCGCAAGCUCUUUGGCCUCAGCAUCCGCUGCCACCACAACCCCAACCACCAGAUGCCUAGGGAGAGGUCUGUGAUGCAGUGGCUAAACAGGGUCCAGUCCUUCCUCUACUGCAAUGAGAAUGGUUUCUGGGGGACCUUCCUGGAGAGCCAGAGGACGUGCGUGUGCCACACGGGUGUCACCCUAUGCCAGAGACCCAUCCCAUGUAUCAUCGGGGGCAACAACAGCUGUGCCAUGUGCAGCCUGGCCAACAUCUCGCAGUGCGGCUCCUGCAAUAAGGGCUACAAGCUGUACAGAGGUCGCUGUGAGCCCCAGAACGUGGACUCUGAGCGCAGCGAGCAGUUCAUCAGCUUCGAGACCGACCUGGACUUCCAGGACCUGGAGCUCAAGUACUUGCUCCAGAAGAUGGACUCGCGUCUCUACAUCCACACCACCUUCAUAAGCAACGAGAUCCGCCUGGAGACAUUCUUCGACCCACGGUGGCGCAAGCGCAUGUCCCUGACCCUGAAGAGCAACAAGAACCGGAUGGACUACCUCCACAUGAUCAACGGACUGUCCAUGAAGAUCUGCCAGAUGCGCAACAGCAGCAUUGACCCCAUGUUCUUUGUUUACGUUAACCCGUUCAGCGGCAGCCACUCGGAGGGUUGGAGCAUGCCCUUUGGCGAGCACGGCUACCCGCGCUGGGAGAAAACAAGGCUGGGGAACUCCCAGUGCUUCAACUGGACCCUGCUGCUAGGCAACCGGUGGAAGACGUUCUUUGAGACAGUACACAUCUACCUACGAAGCCGAGCCAAGGUGCCCACCGGGCUGCGCAACGAUACGGGCCACGGUCCCGUCGACUUGUCCGAUCCUAACAAGCGCCAGAUCUACAUCAAGAUCUCUGACAUCCAGGUGUUUGGCUACAGUUUGCGCUUCAACGCUGACCUGCUCCGCAGCGCCGUGCAGCAGGUGAACCAGUCGUACACACAGGGGACUCAGUUUUACUCCUCCUCCUCUGUCAUGCUCUUGCUACUGGACAUUAGGGAGCGGAUUAACCGCCUGGCCCCUCCAGUGGCGCCCGGGAAACCCCAGCUGGACCUGUUUUCAUGUAUGCUGAAGCACAGGCUCAAGCUGAACAACAGCGAGAUGAUCCGGGUCAACCAUGCCUUGGACAUGUACAACACAGAGAUACUGAAACAAUCAGAUCACCUGACUACCAAACUCUGCUGAGAUACAGUAAACAAACAAACAAAAAGAAGAUCAAACAGAUACUAAAAAGAGAACUGUUUGGGAAUAUUCCUUUUUAUUUACUUAUCUCCUUUUUUUCUUUUUGGACCUUUUUGUUCUGCCUUUUGAUGUAAUAUUAACAACUUUGUAAGUGUAAUUGUUAAAGAGAAAUCCAAAACAUUGAUGAAGCCUUUUAGUUGGAUAAAGAAGAAGAUUCAUAGAAACCACUUUAAAGACUGUACCAUAUUUGUCCCAGCAUGUCUGUCAUUUCCUAAAAUAGCAUAAAAAGAGAAUAAGAAAAACAUGUAUCCAUCUUCUGGUGACAAAGAGGCCUUUAUUUUACUCUAAGGGAACAAAGGUUAUAUCUGAAACUGCCAUUCUUUACUAAGUUAAACCUUUUUAGUCGCAUUAGGGCAGACCAGAUAUCAUCCUUUUAUUUCAGUGAAUAUGCUUUAUCAACAAACAAAAUAUUACAAAUAUGUAAAAGGACAGUUUAAUACAGUAUGAAGGCAUUUAUACAUUUUAAGGGUUAAAUAACCUAGCAAACUGUAAGCUGUAAGCGUUAGCUAUAUAUUCUCUUUGAAAAAUGGAUAAUCCAUGACAAGUCUGCAUACCGUUCUUUGUGUAGUAAGGUAUAAGGCAGCGGAUAGUCAUUUCAUGUCAAAUAACGGAAGCCAGCUGUUUAUAUACUGUAUGUGUAUACCUUUAUUUCGCCUGAUGCUUAUUGAUGUUCGUUAAUUGAAUGUGUCAUUUGAGAGCGAGUGAAUCCAGGCAAAGCUAAAAACUUGUCUUUAGGCACUUACCUCCCAUGUUUGAAAUUCUACCUGCAUUUCCCAUGAGGUGGUUUCUUCUGGUGCCUGAGUAUAUAUUGUGGUCUGAAGAUGAACAAUCAAUGCUACUUCGUACAGCUUUGCAAAAUGUACACCUUGUGACUGCUGAUGUGUCAAGCUUUACGGCACAUGGAUCAUUCACGUACAUCUGCAACAGACACCAUAAAAGCCAUACAUUUCCCUGAGUACACAUAAGACAUGGAAAAGCACCCCAUACAUUUUUCAAAAACAUGAAGAAUGUCCCAUUUGUGUUUUUUAUGAAGUUGUUAUUCC